CACUGGCAAGAGUUUCCACUGCGCCGGCUGCGUAGGAGGGGCUUCUGAGACUGAGUGGCAAACUGUGCCCGGGCGUCCCGAGAGCCCGGGACUGGCUGCGAGCUGGGUCUGCGGUGCAUGCGGGGAACCGCAGGCUCCUGCUCCUCUCCACGGGCUGCUGCGGUGAGGGAGGCAGGGUGAGAAGGGAGGACAGCAGGCAUCAGGGCUGGCUUCGCACCAUAGCAGCGGGCUGUGCUGGAGCCUGUGGGGCUACAGUUGCAGUGCUGCUGCACAGAGGAGAUGCCCGGCCAAGGGGGGCUUGGAGCAGGAAGCAUGGAGGUGUCCCUGCGAUGGGGGCAGUGACAGUUGACCUGUACCAGCUCAGCCCAGCACCCACGUUUCACGUGAACAGAUGACAAAGUGUUCUGCCGUGCUGACAGCGCAUGUAAAACUGGGAGACAAGGAUUCACCUGCCCCAAGAAGUCAUUCUUGCUUAUUGCAGGAAUGUCAGCCCAAGAAGUCAAGGAAGUCCUUGGAGGCGAAAUCCCGCUUGUGACGAGGCUGUAAAAGGAAAGCUGCGAAGGGGAGCUGGAGGGGAACGCCGCGAGGUCGGGGCGCAGGCAUGGAGCGUGAGCCCUUGGGAGCAUAGCAGGCGUGUGAUGAUAAUUUAGUCCCCAGGAAGCUUUCCAGCUGAGCAACAGAAAUAAAAGAGCAGGAGCAGGGUGAUUUCUGAGGCAGACUCAUUUUGUUGGUGAAAGGGAAUUAUAAAAGCACCCCCUCCCUUCCCUACGGUAGUGUCAACACCUUUCUUUUUCUGGUUUCCCUUCUAGUUGCUGAUUGUUCUCUUCCCUGGAGCAGUUCAACGGGUAGAAGCGUAGCGAGGGCAUUGGCAGCUUUUACCUCAGCAUCAUCCAGCCCUGCUGAGAGGCACUCGACGCAGAACGGUGCUAAAAUGCUGGCAGAGGUCUUUCUCAGCACGGACUGCGCAGCUAUCCACCGGUCUCCGCAAUCCAGCAGGCAGUGAGAGCAGGCACCAUUGAAGUUGCAGCAAAGUGUUUUCUCGUGGACAGUGCAAAUGUCUCUCAAGCUGUCUGAAAGGAGGAAGCUGUCUGGAGAGAAGUGAAGACCUCUCAGGCACAAAGAUUUUUUGAGUCAGACACGGCUCAGCUGUUGCAUUGCAGAUGUCUUAGCUACAAACAAGCUUUCACUGAAAUCAAAGACUCUUCAUGAGUUUAAGUGGUAGGAUCCUCCCACAAAGAGAGGGCUUUCUUCUUCAAAGGGUUCUCCUCAGAUUUCCCUACAAUAGAUUUCUUAAGGCUUGCCUGCAUUGUGAAGCUGAUUUAGAGCCAGCAUCAUGUGAAUCUGAAACAUCACAGCUGUUAUGGAUGAAUUCACUGCCUGGUUGUUCUCACUUCUGCAAUUCGAAUGCCUUCUUCCACAGUAACCUCGCCACAAAGUUGACCGUGGAUGGAAGUGCUGGGCUGUAAGGAGUGCAGUAGGGCUGUUGCUUUCUGCUGACCGCUGCCGCAGGUACUUGUUUUCCCUUCUGAAGGCAAAAUAGAUUAUCUCAUGCUUGAGUGUUCACAUGAAGAAUUAGUUUGAUUGCGCUGCUCUGCCGUGAACCCAUGCGCUGUUGCACUGUUGGCGGUUCCUCCAUGUAAAUGAACGACCCGAGUAAGAUAAUUUGAAGUAAGAUGCCUUUAUUCCGAAAUAUUGGUGGUCAGUGCAGUGCAAUAAUCAGGAACAGCUGUUCCAAAAGAACUGCAUAAACAAAUCCUUGCAAAAUUAUGGUAAAAAUCCCAAUGUACUAUUUUUAAGCUUGUCCAUUGCUCCAGAAUCGGUUGAAUCAUUCACUGAAUUGGCCCACAUUUACCUCAAGUGACCUCAAAUGGUACCAGUUGAAGCACACUUCUUCUAUGUUCCAACUUGGGGCUUCGGUCACUGCAGAAGGUGACCAAGUUUGCUUUAAAUGGUGGAAUAUUUUACAGUCAUUGGAAGACAAAGCUCUCUGUGUUAAAGAGCUUACGGUUUAAUCUUUGGACACUUGCUGAUAGGUGUAACACCAUUGUAAUAGUACAGAGAAAUGACCCACAGUGCAGGGAGGAGUCUGACAGAAAAGCAGAAGAGCCUGCAUCUGCCGGAAAGAGCUUGCCAAAAGCAGUGCGAGUCUGUCCCGCCUGUCCCUGCACAAACGGGAGGGGAUCAAACAGCUCCUCAGGCGUGGAAAUACCUGACAAAAUCCAAUCUCUUUUGCCUUUUGGAUCUUCAUAUCUGAUUGCUUUCUUACAGCCUUUUGACCCUACCAUGGCCUCUAAUCUAAAAGUCAUCUUCCUGUUUCUUUGGUCGCUUCUCUGUGAAGGGGGAGAUGUCGACGUACAGCAGAAUCCUCUAAUCCAAGUUGCACUGCUCAAGGAAGAAGUGUCCAUCCCCUGUGAAGUCACCUUCCUUUACACCCUGAAAUACACCAGAUUUUCAAUCUCCUAUUACUGGUUUAAUUCAUUGGGUCAGAGGACAUCCAUCUAUAAUCGGGAUGAACAUGUACAAAUCCCCCCUGGAAAAGAGAAUACGUCCAUAACCAAAUCCUACAAUCACAAAACCAUGCCGCUUGAAAGCCACUCUUCUGGCACCUACUAUUGUGAGGUCCGGUGGGGUGAAAUCCUGAAAAUGGGAAAUGGAGUGUAUAUCCUUGUGAGAGAGACAGGGUACACCGAGACCUCCUAUGGGUGGGACAUCCUCAUUACCUUUACCACACUUCUGGCUGCACUGAGCAUCAUUGCAACAGCUCUGCUCGUGUGGAAAAGAAAGGUAUUGUGUCCUAAGAGGAACCAGCUAAAUAUACUGAGGCAGAAGAUAGAAACUCGGCCCCCUUCAGCCAGCCCGCCACCACCUUCUCCUGUUUAUGACUGCCUGAAUUCGCAGCAAGUCGAGGUCUAUUCUGUCCUCGAGAGCAACGCAAAGAACCCAGAACCCAGAAGGAAGCCUCCGGGGAAGACAUCUGAGAAGCAAGGAACUCUAGAAGAAUCCUGUGAUACGCUGUAUGAGAAUAUCUAACGGGGAAAAACUGACUCUGUGUGGACCAGACAUCUUCCUGCACGACAGAACUACUUUCUGCAUCCUCAGUUCUCUGCGAAGACCCACAGUGACUUCAGGGCACAGCCACGGGGGGACUUGUGAACCCCGGGCUCCCUCCAAACUGCCCUUCAUUAACAACAGAAUACAGCUGUUCAACUCCCACUGGGGCUCAGUCUGCAUUGAUGCAGUGAAGAUAUUUUGCAGCAAAGCUGUUUGAUGCAAAAAGAAAAGCUGGUUUUUGUCAAGCACUCGUACGUAUCUUAGACAUGGUGCAGAUGGGAUCGGUGCAUGUUUCUCUCACCUGGCCUGGUUGAAAUAUUUGAAUCUUGAUCCUCCGUAAGUGAUAGCGUGAUCCAGAGCCCUCCCUGCUUGCUGGCCUGAUCUUCCAAUCCUGACUUGCAGCAGUCCAUCUGAUCCUGUGUCAGCUUCCCUGACGCAGCCAUCAGGCCUUCAUGCAUAGUUUAACUGAGAUCCAAACGUCCACCUGCCCAUUUUUCCCUUUCUCGGGAACCCCACAGUGAAACAUGCUUUCUCAUAAUCUGCUAAUCCCAUCAAGUAGUCACAGAUGCCUGCUGUGACCGAACUCAGCCGACUCAAAUCAGUGCCUUGGAAUAAAUGCUUUCCCUUCAGCAAUAUCAGCAGUAUAUGGUGAGGAAUGGAUGCAUGAACAGAGAUAAAGAUGGAAAAAAAAGGAAGCCAGGGAAAAUAUCCCUGCCUGGCACUGUGUCUCAGCGGCAGUGCCCGUUCCAGAACAAGGAAAAGGAACAAGGAGCUGGGAAUCCCAGGAGAAUGCCUUGUUGGGGCUGAAUAGAUCUGGGUCCGUGUUCCAGAGAUGUUCAAGCCAAGCUCCCCAGUUUCCCCAGUUCUGAAAUCUGUAACAACUGGAGUGAGGAGGGAGGUCUUAGAGAUGAAUUUUCUAUUUAAGCUCCUCUCUCUCCUGUCAGCUGGGACUUGCCUGCCAUUUGUGCUGAUGGAUAUCCUAGUUCUGAUAGGGAAGAAGUUACGUUAAAUAUCCAUAAAACACGAUCAAACCAGUGGAUCAAAAAGCUGAGGCUGUUUUAUCUCAGAUUAAAAAAACAACAACAAAGUAACAACUAAACAAAACCAACCCAAAAUAACAAUACGUAGCAUAACUUGAGAGGAAUCAGAGAAACCUCUUUAAAGAAGAAGAUCAAAUUAAAACUGAGCUCCAGGGUCAUAGGACCCUCUCUAGUUGAAGAUAAUGUUGCUAUGCAUCAGAGAUAGAGGCUAUGGAAAAUGUCUCCGGGGCCUCCAACCUUCCUAUACUAUGUUUAAAGAGAUAAUCCGCUUAUUGCUUUGCUCUUUUUAUUAGAAGAGAUUUCAAACAUGCAAUUUGGACUUUAACCACAGGAAAAUGCUUUUUCUCUUCCCAGUGUUGAGGAAUUCAUUUCAGAAAGAGCAAUGAAUAGACAGCAUGCCUUAUUAGACCUGUCUUCCAUUUGUUAAACGAUCGUAAUAAUUAUAAAUAAAUACUUCUGAACUCAACUAUUUUAGUAUUUACUAAUGUGACCAGAAAUGUAAACGAGGAGAAAACAUUUGUCUUCAUGGACAAAAAAUUACAAGGAUUGCACAGGUAUAAUAUUUUCUUUCCUUACCGAAUUUGAAGAAUGAUGAGAUGAAUUAUAAAUAUGUUGCAGUAUAGCGAUAAAAUAUUCAGAAGAAGGUGGUGGAUCAGACGAAGAAUUGAAACUUUCAAAGUAACGCUGCUUGGUUUUUGUGUUUUGCUUUUUUAAUUUGGUAAAUACUAAAAACAAUGGUUAGUACUAAAAAUUUCCUGGCAGAGAUCUCACUUUGCAGUGAAUAGUUUUGUCUCGUCUUUCCGUUACCUUUCUAAGUAGCAUUUCUUACAUUUCUGGCUGAACAGCUCUAUACAUUAAGUAGCUGAAGCCGUUUAAAAUGCAAGAUAAGAAAAAAUGGUCCUUGUUAUAUAGGGGCUGUUCUAGACCAGUCAGUGCUGAAGUACGGAACGAAUCGCAACCGGUUGCGAUCAAUUAAGUGAAAAAGUUGAAAUUUCCAAGAAGCACUGGGAAGGCUGGGGAUUUGGGCUGUGCGCCAGCGCUCGUCAAAGUCACAGGGAGUUGCUGUAUUGAUUUCAAGGGGUUUUGGUUUGGCCCUGCAAGGCUACAAGGCUGCUGCACGAGGAGAAGGAAGGUUGGAAGCUACUCAGCCAGAAGCUAGAGCCGCUUCUUUGGCAUCGUGCACCGUGGGCAGCAGCAGUGGCAUCUGAGUUUGUGAGAGAGAAAGGUGUAAAGGAGAAGAUUGUGAGAGAAGGGGUGUUUUUCAAGGCGAUAAGAGUUUUCCAAGGAGGUAUGAGGAAAUGCCUUCAGGCACCAGUAGGAGAAAGUAGUAAAUAUAAUUUAUAUAACAUUGGUAUAGCUAUUUAUAGCUGAGAUUUGUUCAGGAGAAAUAAAAUAGAAAACGGGCA
Molecule: messenger RNA, 5497 nt
Organism: Anas platyrhynchos (mallard)
Lineage: Eukaryota; Metazoa; Chordata; Aves; Anseriformes; Anatidae
Source: RefSeq, a predicted model, not a curated record